CAUUCUGUAAUGGCAAGCAGGUAUCUAGGGUGCGUUUGAGUGGGGAUUCACCUGGUUUAGGUUCAGAUGUAGCGAUUCACAAGCUGAUAGUAAAGGGGAUUAUUUUUGAAGAGAUCACCAAGUGUUUACAUGACCUCAGUGUAGAAAUUCGGUGCAUUUUAAGUGUACGGUUGUUUUGGCACGAGAACUGCAAGAUAUUUUGGAUGAUGUUCAGCAGGCUAAGGGAUUGAUGAAGAGACUGGAGGUUUUAGCUGAUAAAACUGGAUUGUCUUCUUGUGAAUCAAAAAUAAAUAAUGUCUUAGAAGGCUUUCAAGAAAAGAUUGAAAAUCUUGAUAGAAAAUUGAAAGAAGCUAUUGAACAAGGUUUUCAUGGGAAAUUUGAUGUUUAUGAAAUUGAAUUAAGAGAACUUCAGCUGAAGCUCUCAGAAAAUGAAGAAGUGAGAGAAGUGCUCUUCUUGACAGCUAGUAGGAAUAUAUCCCCACUUGAAUCACUCGAUCAAAGCAUUGAAUCUCAAUCUGAGAUCAGAGCAAGACAGCAUAUUAAAAGGGCACGAACAGACCCUAAUAUUCCAAGAAGAGAAGAAAGUAAGAAUCAGAGUAGUACUGGCAACACAAGUAUCCUUGGUUCUGAACACACAAGGAAUCCCAGAAAUAGCGGGAGUAUUAACUAUGGCUUAAUUCCAAUGCCAAUAAAGGAGGAAGAAGAAGACUCUAAGCAAAAUUAAAAUAACUUCCUUCCCAUUUAUCAUGAAUUGUGUAUUAUCUGUGAUUUUAAUACUACUGAUUUUAUGGAAUCUUAAGCUUAAAUGAGAGCUAAAUGAUUUAAAAAUGACCAAUUCAAAUGGCAAAGAGCCUCUCCCACGUGAUCUCGAGCAGCUUAAUAAUUUAUAUAAACUUGAGAAUUUGAAAUACAAUGAAGAAAUUGAGAUGAUGAAAACUACCAUUAUGAAGCUCACUGGUUACGAUUCAAGUGACUCAGUCCUGACCCUAGACAUGACCCAACAAAAAUCCAAAGAAAUAAUCACCAACAUGAAUAUGCUGACUUAUCACCUUGAGCCAAAGUCAAGGCUGAGAAUAUCAAAGGUCAAGAACGGGGACCAAAGUCUGAACAAGUUCAUUACUAAUUCGCAUCCUUCUUCCUUGAAACUAUUCUCGUUCAACCAUCCCUCAGCGGGGAGUGGCGAAGGACAAGCCAUCAAGGCUAAGUUCUAUAUCCAAGGGCUGUGCAGACUUUUAAGGAGGGUUACCCAAGAGGUUUAUCUGCAUAGUCUGAUCCUUAAUUCUGAAGAGCUUAGUAGUGUCGUCAGGGCAUCAGCUAGCGCACAAAGAUUGGUCAUUAGGUCAAGCAAAAUAUCAACUUCCUCAGCUCUGGAUUUUUCUACUGAGGAGCAAUCGAGAAUACAAUAUUUAAGCUUUCAGGACUCUGGAAGCGCUAUUUGGCAAAAUAUGGAAUGGGCCACUUACCCAGAAAGGUUUGAACCCAUAAUUGUGGCCAUCAAGAACUCUUCCAUAAAAGACUCUUUAGAGACUAUUAAUAUUCAUGGAUGUGGAAUCUCGGUUAAUCAAACAACUGAGUUAUUAUUUAAGCAUGAACUUGCUCAUAUCAGAGUGGUACAAUGAUGAAGUAAUCCACCACUCGAUUCCUAAUUUUUUGUAAACCAGAAAUAAUA
Moneuplotes crassus is the source of this 1669-nucleotide messenger RNA. The record is from the annotation of a GenBank genome assembly. NCBI's taxonomy places the organism in Eukaryota, Ciliophora, Spirotrichea, Euplotida, Euplotidae.